Panicum virgatum (switchgrass) is the source of this 2063-nucleotide messenger RNA. RefSeq lists its product as uncharacterized. Lineage: Eukaryota; Viridiplantae; Streptophyta; Magnoliopsida; Poales; Poaceae. Gene Ontology annotation, molecular function: ubiquitin protein ligase activity. The coding region runs from base 732 to 1856 and encodes 374 amino acids. The transcript has a single exon. Gene Ontology annotation, biological process: ubiquitin-dependent protein catabolic process. The record is from RefSeq and is a predicted model, not a curated record.
GCGGCGGCGGCGGCGGCUGCCUACUCUCGUCCCCUCCCUCGUCAAGGCACGAGGCGACAGGGGCUGCGAUGGGAGCGCGAGAUGACGAGCUGCAAGGAAGACACCAGGCGACGGGCGACCAUGGAGAGGGCGCGAGGCCAAGAUCCCGCGAGGGCUGAUGGGCAAGCAUCGCCGUGCAGCAGAUGUACUCCGUCCACCGACCAGUUUUCUUCCUUCCACGCGCCUGUCUAGAUCCACAACCACAUCAUAGUGAAGAGUGAAAGCGCAUUGGCUCGCUGCAAGCUGCAUCAACGCCAAGAUCUGAUUCCUUUGUAUUUGUUUGCCUGCAUCGAUAAUUGGAAAGCUGUUUGUUGGUCGUUGCGUGGCUACUGAUUUGAUUUUUUUUCUGAUAAGCUUGCUGAUUUGAUUUGAUCAAUUGGAAGUUUAGAGCUAGCGGAUUUGGUUUCUUCUUUAUUUGAUCAAAUCAAAAUCUGCAAUUUUUGUUGACGCACAUAUACUUAAAUUUCUCAUGGGAUGAUUCCCCACGGAUCCCCGACGGUGUCGGGGACGGGGAUGGAUUUUGCCCCGAUAUGCUACUCGGGGUCGGGGUCAGGGCGGGGAUUGAAGUUCAGGGCUCGGGGCGGGGACGGGCAGCAACCCCCCGCCCCGACCGGCCCCGUUGCCAUCCUGAGAGUUGUCUCGACCCGCAUCGACCAAUCACUCUCUCUCGGUGACGCGGCGAGUCGGAGACCAUGGACGAGGAGCGCACGACCUCGCAAGACGGCUGCAAGAGGGCGUUGUCAGUGGAGAAGCCAGCAGUGCCCGCGGCGCCGCCGCCGCCGCCUGUGCCGGCGUCGGGCGACGAUGCGUUCGACUUCGACCCCGCCGCCCCGUUCGACGCCGUCAUUCUUGCCCUGCCGUCGUCGUUCGGUGGCGGGCUGGAGGAAUACUCGGUUAUUCUUGGUGAUGAAGAGGAAGAGCUCGACGACGUGUACGACGACGACGACGACGACAUCGAACUUGAAGGGAACGACCAGCCGGUCAUCAGGUUCUGGAACGGCGAAGCGGCCGGGAGUCAUAACGACUUGGUGGCGCGGACUGUGACGUUCCUCGGUCAGCCGGCGCGGUUCGCCUCCUACCAGGACGAGGGCAUGGCCGCCUUCAUGCGCCUCGCCGCCGUAGAGGCACCGCCGCCGGCCGCCGGGGUGAUCAUCGUGCACUACCGCUACCACCGCUUCACGAGGCCCCGGAGCGGGGGGCGCGGCAUCGAGGCGCCCGAUUACGGGACGGACUUGCACCACGUCCGGUACCUCGUCCCGCUCCCCGCCGUCGUCGCCGACCCGGCGAGCUCGUUGCGCCUCGUCGACGCCUCGCUGGCCGGUGACGUCUACCCCUACCGCUCCCACGCGCAGCUCCAGGCCCUAUGGUCGGGCCUGCUCGCGGCGGCGCCGGUGCGCGUCCCGCCGCGGGCCACCGGCCUCGUGGUCACCGUCGACGUGGGGGUGCUCCGGAGCGGGGACCGCACGCCGGAGUGCAUGGAGUGCUUGCGCUCGGCGCUCGCGGAGAAAGCACGCGAGGCCGACGCGUCGCCCGUGGCCUGCGGCCACGAGCAGCACCUGCCGGCGCCGGUGCGCUGCGACGACGAGCCGGGCGAGGUUGCCGCCGCUCGGCCAGCGAAGCGGAGGAGGUUGGACGACGUCGUCGCGGGGGAGGUGUGCGCCAUCUGCCACGAGGUGCUCGAGCAGCAGGGCCUCGCGGCGUGGCCCCGGUGCUCCCACGUCUUCCACGGCAAGUGCUUGGAGCAGCUCCUUGCCACGGUGCGGCAUCGCUGCCCUAUGUGCAGGAGUACACUGUCACUCAAAGGCAUGUUUGAUUGAUUGAUUCAAAGCAUGAUGUGUUGCGUGCUGUAGCCGUAACAUCAUGCUCAAUUCUUCUAUGAAGCCAUAGGUGGAAGAUAGGUGAUGGUUGUAAGGUCAGAAUUUGGGAAUCUGGUUUAGAAUUGCUUCACUCGCAGUUCAAUUUUUUUAUAUCUCCUUCAUUUUUUUUUGAAAGAUUGAUAUGUCCUACAUUUGUGAUCCAAUUGA